Messenger RNA from Saccoglossus kowalevskii, 765 nucleotides. Its product is annotated as ankyrin repeat domain-containing protein 9-like. The record is from RefSeq and is a predicted model, not a curated record. Lineage: Eukaryota; Metazoa; Hemichordata; Enteropneusta; Harrimaniidae.
AUGACGCUUUAUGUAACGUUUAUUAGUGCUAUCCAGAAGCGAAAAUUGCCAGAGAGCAUCGAGAAGCUAAGAAAACAGGUGUCGUUCGAAUGGGAAGAAGGCGUUUUAAAAGAACUCACGGCGUCUGACGCGCUGGCUUCGGCAAUCGAACACAAUCAUGUUAGUUACGUGGACUACCUACUACGUGAAUAUAAGAUGGAUGCCUUACACAUGCAGGAGAGAUGCUGUUCUCAUCUUAUCCUAGCGGUAAAGUGGAAUAGACACUUGGCGCUUGAAACAAUACUAUUUCAUAUGACUAAAUGGGAUUCUAAAACUACUAUCAAUAAUAACAGAGGCAGUCAUUUAAAAACAGCGGUACACGUGUCUUGUGAGUUACGGAGAUACGAAUGCCUGAAAAUGUUGAUAUCUUACGGCGCUAACUCAAAUACUCGUGACAUUAUGGGCAAUACACCACUGGAAUAUUGUCUGUUUGGCUCAAACGAGCAAUGUCAUGUGAACAUAUGUAAUAAAUGCGUGCAAUUGAUAGUAAAUUCAAUAUCCCAUAUAGAUAUUUCUAUAAAAGAAAGAUUCGACAAACUGAAGGGUGAACGACCAAAUGACAACUAUCUCAGCGUUAUUGAGUUACCGCCAAUGCCGGCGAGAUUAACACAGUUAUGUCGGUGUACAAUACGAACGUCGUUGGGAUUGCAGGGAAGGCUGCCGUAUAAUAUACAAUUGCUUCCAUUGCCACCAUUAUUAUUGUCUUACGUAUCCCUAGAAAGCUAA